This is a messenger RNA of Acanthoscelides obtectus, 2325 nucleotides long. NCBI's taxonomy places the organism in Eukaryota, Metazoa, Arthropoda, Insecta, Coleoptera, Chrysomelidae. The record is from the annotation of a GenBank genome assembly.
UCCCGCGCUUGUUUGAGUGCGUCUACUAGAAUGGGUGAGGCGGACAGUCGCAAUUUUGACGCAAAUUUCGUGGUUUUUCUUUUGAUGCUGUUGCUGGCUCAUAGCCGCAGAGCAGUAGAACGAACCUCCAGAUCGGACCAGCUCGUUCCGGCUAUCCGGCGACGUCUUCCGGCAGCCACAGGGUCGGACCUAUUGAUUUCUGGUCUGUAUAAUGCCAUUUAAGUACAAAACAAAAGACGUUUCCACUCGCAAAAAACUUGAUAAGGAUGUUCUUAAAAAUGCACUAGAUGAACUAGCCAAAGGUACUUCGAAAAACUUCUGCAAAAUAUGAUAUUGAUCGGAGGACUUUGAGGCGCUACAAAAACAAUGAAAAUAAACUUGAAAAAAUAGAAAUUAAAGGCCAGUAUAAUACUUCAUAAAUAUUCACCAUACAAGAAGAUAAGCUUCUGGUUGAAUAUUUUUUAAAUUGCAGCAAAAUACACUAUGGACUUACUCGAAAACAAGGAAUGAAAUUAGCUUUUGAGUUUGCAGUUUCGAAAUCCAAAAAAAUUUCAGAAAGUUGUUCAAAAAAUAGUAUGGCAGGGAAGGAUUGGUUUCGCGGUUUUUUAUCAAGAAAUCCCGAAAUUAGUUUAAGAACUCCGGAGGCAACAAGCUUGUCACGAUCUACACGCUUCAAUCGGAAGAAUGUAAACGAUUUUUUUCAAAACUUAAGGAUUGUACGAGAAAAAUUUAAGUUUGAACUACAAAAUAUUUAUAACUGUGAUGAAGUAGGAUGUACUACAGUUCAGGAUUGUCCUAAGGUAUUGGCCAGUAAAAAAGCUAAGCAGGUUGGUCAAGUUACUUCAUCAGAGAGGGGCACUUUGGUGACAGUUUGUUUUGCAGUCAAUGCAAUUUGUGUUAUUCCACCCUUUUUUAUAUUCCCUCGUAUCAAAUAUCGAGAAGACUUCGUUUGUGAUGACCCAGAAGGUUCUAAUGGGGAUGCUUAUUCAACAGGAUGGAUGACUGCUGGAAGCUUUCUGAAGUUUAUGGAGCAUUUCAAAAAAUAUAGCAACGCGUCACCAGAAAAUCCUGUUUUGCUCAUAUUUGAUAACCAUGAAAGCCACGUGAGCAUUGAAAUUGUAAAAUUUGCUAAGGAAAAUGGGAUUGCGUUGUUAACGCUGCCUCCGCAUUGUAGUAACAAGAUGCAGCCAUUAGAUGUGACUGUCUAUUCCCCACUUAAAGUAGGAUACAAUGCUGCAUUAAGUAACUGGAUGAUAAGUAAUCCUGGAAAAACAGUAACAAUUUACAAUAUUCCCACAUUUAUUAAAUCAAUAAUGUCAGCAACUUUUAGCCAAGCAAAUAUCCUUAGUGGAUUUAGAAAGUGUGGGAUUCAACCGUUUAACCCUGACAUAUUUACUGCCGAAGAUUUCUUGUGCUCAGCUGUGACCGACAGAGACAAUUCUCACGGCGAAGUCCAACUAGAUUUUUCCGGAUGUCUGGCAGAAGAUUCGUUAGCAAUUCCAUCUACUUCUGGUGUUACAGCAACAGGAAUUAAGCAAACUCCCCCUAAUCAAAUCGCUGUAAAUUUGGAAAAUAUAAAUGAAAACGCACCCAACGAAAUUCCCUCAAGUUCUGCUAUUACAGAAGCAGAAAUCGUGCAAACUACACCUGAAAAGAUGGCUGUAAGUACGACAAAUAUAAGUAAGGACAUGCCUACAAAUAUAUUUGAUAAUACACCCAAAAAUACACCAUCUAAAGCUACAUCCUCUUCUCUCAUAACACCUGAGAUGAUAAGGCCAUUUCCAAAAGCUGGUCCCAGAAAGACAACAAGGCGUGGCCGUCAACCAGGAAAAACUAAAAUAUUAACCCAAAGUCCAGAGAAGGAUGAAAACUAUGAUAAUUUCCAACAUAAAUCACCAAUAGAAAAAACUAAACAAAAAAUAGAUAUCUUACGCUGAAAGUUCUGAUGAUGAUCAGUGGGCAGAACCUCCAGAUAAAGAUGACAACUGGUACUGUUACAUUUGUCAAACUGACGAUAUGCUUGGUAUGAGGCUUUAUAUUAUUUGUAAAAGAUAUGCCCAUGAAGUAUGCGUCGGGCUAACAAAAUCAGAUAUCGAACUGUUUAAGUGUCAUGAGUGUGAAUGAAAAUUAGGCUAAUAUCUUUGUUCAUAUUAGACUUUUUUUACUUUUAUUUUUCAUUCUUACUUUCAUACUUUUUUAAAAUUAUUUUUAUUUGUUUUUUGCAUUAAACUUAUGUUUAUUCUGAUUUCAAAGAUUUAGAUUUAGUUUCGUUCUUGAAUAAGUAAAGUUUUUUGUUUUAUUUUUUGAGUUUUUCGAAUACAAAAG